AAUAUUGUAAUCGCAACAUUCACUCAUAUUUAUACCUGCUUAAAUUAAUGUGAUGGCUCUGACGAACGUGCUGCUGCUAAGCCAAAUAGCUGGCUAUUUGGUAGGGUUCAUAUUGUCACUAUGUAUUAUAGUGCCGAUGAGCUUACAUCAAGAGGAAUUCAAUGGUCACUGCCUGCUGUUCUCCCACGGUGAGUGGCAGGAAAAUGGUCAAUUGCUGGUAUCCUGGGCACCGAGAGCUUAUUGUGACUAUGUCAUUGUGGUUGGUGUCCUCAUGUUCCUUGUGUGCUGCAUUCAGAUCUACAGGUUGUCUAUGUUCAUGUACAAGGGCAUAGACAGUUCAUUCCUGUCAGCAUUUCUAGAAGCAGUGGGCUGCAUUCUACUCUGUGGUCUGGCAGUAUCAGCUGCUGUGAUGGUUACGCUUGGGUUUAUGACAUGGUGCCAGAACAUUGUAGAGAGGUUCCCAAGUUGUGAAGAUGCAGCUGGUCAGAUCAUAGACAUAAAAGAUAACAUUACAACCAGUGGAUUCUAUAUUGAAAUUGGCUCUACACAGUUUGGAGCAUGGGCCACAUUUGCAACUUGGGUGGGACUGGCAGUGUUCUCAACAAUCAAGGUUUGUCGGUACCAUCAACUGGAGAACAUCCAGGUAUCAAUGUACCGGGAGCGCCAGCGGCUAGUAAACGAGAGUGGCUCCCCCACUACGCAAGAUGGUCGCUCCACACCACCUAUUGACAUAGUUCAAUAGAUUAGGAUGUUUUAAAGUUUCAAGAACUAAUAUAUUUAAAGGAAUAUUGUCUAAGGGUUAUAUUGAACAAUCAUUUGGAAUAAAUUCCCAGGCUAUUUAUUUCAGCAUCUGAUAAUUAUUGAAGUGAGAUUGUUGUUGUAAUGAAAUGUUGAAUUAUUCUUCAAUAGAAUAAUGCCCAUGAUCAUUGAGCUUUGUAUCUGUCUCACUUGCAACAGGUGCAUGGUCACAAGGCUGAUUACGAACUGAUUGUUACUGAUAGGAUGAGGUAGGCUAGUGAGGCUAGAGGCAAAUUGUGAGGAAUAUAAUUUAUGAAAAACUGAAAAUAAAAAUGAAAUUCGAACUUACCAUAAU
This is a messenger RNA of Spodoptera exigua (beet armyworm), 1093 nucleotides long. The record is from the annotation of a GenBank genome assembly. Lineage: Eukaryota; Metazoa; Arthropoda; Insecta; Lepidoptera; Noctuidae.